CCUCGCCGUGCAGAAUUGGCGCCGGCAAGAGGCCGCUGUGGCAUCGCGUUUGGCGUCCUUCCCACCCCCUUCCCCUCGGUUUCGCUCCUGGAGGAGUUGCUUGUUGAGGUUUUGGUUGUUUUGGGUUUUUUUUUCCGAUAGUUUUUGGUUUUUGUUGUUUUUUUUUUUUUCAAUUUCGAACCUGCGUCUUGAUUUUUUUUAAACAAACAAACAAACCCGCUCGCCCCCCAUAACCCCCCGCACACAAGCCUGCCUCGGAGAGGGAAAUAGCCAGGUGGAAUCUCACUCUGUUUCCAUGGACAACCCGUCCAUUAUCACCCAGGUGACUAACCCCAAAGAGGAGGAGAUCCUGUCCUGCACUCAGGAUAAAGUGUCCCAAUGUAAUAUCAGCUUGAAGAAGCAGAGGAGUCGAAGUAUCUUUAGCACCUUAUUCUGCUGCUUUCGUGACUACAAUGUCGAGCCACCAUCCACCAACAGCACCAGUGCUCUGCCUCCUUUGGUGGAGGAGAAUGGAGGACUUCAGAAGGGUGACCAGAUGCAGGUCAUGCCUAUACCAAGUGGAAUUUACUAUUUCCACGGGACUGAAGCAGUGCAGCAGUCGUUCCACUACAAGCCACCAGCUAAAUACCUCCUGCCAGAACUGACAGCAUCAGACUAUGGGAAGAAGUGUGUGGUCAUUGAUUUAGAUGAAACUUUAGUGCACAGUUCAUUUAAGCCAAUUAGCAAUGCUGAUUUCAUCGUUCCUGUUGAAAUUGAUGGAACCAUACAUCAGGUUUAUGUAUUGAAACGACCACAUGUGGACGAGUUUCUUCAGAGGAUGGGAGAGCUCUUUGAAUGUGUACUCUUCACAGCCAGUCUAGCCAAGUAUGCAGACCCAGUAGCUGACUUACUGGAUCGCUGGGGUGUGUUCAGGGCAAGGCUCUUUAGAGAAUCCUGUGUUUUCCACCGAGGCAAUUAUGUGAAGGAUCUGAGUCGACUGGGCCGUGAGCUGAGUAAAGUUAUUAUAGUAGAUAAUUCUCCUGCAUCUUACAUCUUCCAUCCUGAAAAUGCAGUGCCUGUGCAGUCCUGGUUUGAUGACAUGACAGACACAGAGCUGCUAGAUCUUAUUCCUUUCUUUGAAGGACUAAGCAAAGAGGAAGAAGUUUACAGUAUGCUUCAUAAACUCUGCAACAGGUAGCCCUUAACUCUGACUGACUCCUGCUCCUAGAUUGCAGUUGCUGGAGGCUGUCUCCAUCUCUUUCAGCUCUUUCAAAUGUAAGCUUGGGGAGGUCACCCCAGUCAGAAGUGCUACUCUUGAUCUUCCUGUUACAUUGGACACGAAGGACAAUCAUGAGUGAUGCUAUUAAGCCUUCAGAAGCCUGACUCCUAAGGUCAUGUGUUCAGACUACUUUUUUAAAGGAAAAAAAAAAAAAGCUAUUUUAAAUGGGACUCUUUUAAUUAAUUUCAUAAAUGGACAUCUUUUACUGGAUCAGCUUUUCUUAAAACAUGCCAAAAAAAAGAAGCUUGUAUUUCAGCAGUUGAAUUUCUCUCCCUUUCUUCCCCUCCCACUAUGCAGACAAUUUUACUCCCCUGCUUAGAGCAGUUGACCUGACUCUGAAUUUUUUCUUACAGAAUGAAGUGCCUUUUUGAAUGUUAUUUUAAGAUAAAAAUUCAUUUUUGUAUAAGACGUAUUUCCAGACAUCUUUUAGUCUUGUAUUGUCUAAAUGCUUUAAAAGGAAAAAGGAAAAAAAAAUUUAUAGAGCACUGUAAUAUAUAACAAAGGAAAAAGUUGAAACCAAGAUGCUGGGUUCCUGUCUCCACGAUGACAAUGAGUUGUGUUACACUUUGUCAUGCUCAGAAGGUUCAGGCGGUCGUGGGAGGGGUGAACUGGGGUCAUUAACAUGGUUGUUUCGCUGAUGAGGAUUUUGGGCACAGUUUUAAAACAUAUCUGCAGUUGUUUGAGUAUUUAGGGAGUGAUGGAGUUGAGGAAAUGAGGUGGCUGAUAGACCUGAAGCACCUUUAAUUGCAGACAGAUGAAGUUCUGCUGUCUCUGCUCACGCACAACUGCCAUGCCUCUUCUUUUUUGGAAAACCAUUCUCUUGGGAGAACAGCAAGGAGAUCUAUUUAUUAGCUUAAGAUUCUUUUCUCAAAACAACCCAUCUGGGGAAGCUGGAUCUACAUUGAGCUGUUUGGAGUACUUUUUUCUUUUCAUUGCUGCUACUGUAUACUCACCAAAUGGAGUUGACCAUCGGCUGUUAUACUGUUUUUGCCACUGUGCCUGUGCUAUGAGACAUUUUCUGUAAGCUGCAAACUUGGGCAAUAAAUAAAAUGCAGGCUUCAUAACCCACCCCCAUGGAUUAAUCCAUUGGUAUUUGAUAUACCAGUUAAAGGUGACCUGUAAAGGAUUUUUUUUUCAAUUUUUUCAGUUAAGAUGAAGCCCUGUCCUUUCUUUGAUACAUGAAAAUGUAGGAAGUUUGGUGCCCACACCUUUGAUUUGUAUUUCUUUUCCCCCAAGGUGUGAGGUGCAGAUUAUGAGCUGUAUCAAGUCUUGCUGGAAGGGCAGAAGUUACUAGCCUAGACUAAAAUUGGUCCUCUGGCUUUGGAGUUGAGUUAGACUCAUCUCUGAAUCUGAGAGCCUGCUUAACAUCUUCUGCAGUGCCAUAGGUAUUUCAAAUGAACUAUUUUUAAAUACUUUAUGCCUUUGAAGAACAAGGCACACCUUUUUUUCCCUCCCCCUUUCCAGUGUCACCUUUCAGUUAUUGUCCACAGCAGAAAUCUGCAAACAUAAAAAGUGCAGCUGCGUUUGGCUGUCAUCAGAGAAGACUAAAUGGAUUAUUUGGUGCUUCUAAUUAGCCUUGUGCUAAAUUCUGAAUUGUAGACCCCCUUUGCCUUUUUUCUUUUCCUCAGAAAGUCCCAAUGACUUGGGAAAAA
Messenger RNA from Camarhynchus parvulus, 2910 nucleotides. RefSeq names its product CTD small phosphatase like (gene CTDSPL). The record is from RefSeq and is a predicted model, not a curated record. Bases 296 to 1177 code for a protein of 293 amino acids. Lineage: Eukaryota; Metazoa; Chordata; Aves; Passeriformes; Thraupidae. The transcript is spliced from 9 exons. Gene Ontology annotation, molecular function: RNA polymerase II CTD heptapeptide repeat phosphatase activity.